AGAUUUGUGCCAACCGAGCCCCUGUAGCCGGUGACAUCACCCUAUGACGUAAUUACAGGAGGCCCCCAGACAAGCCAGGAAGCUGGCAGAGUACAAGGAAGAAGAGUCUGGGCUGAUAUGUAUCUGUCUCCCCGGCUGGGUGGUGGAAAUCCAGAGAAGCAUGCUAGCUGAGCCUCCGGUGCAAUAUGUCUAGCAGCGAGAAGAAGGAGGCUGACUUCGCCUACGAGUCCUCCGUGCACAGUGCGAACCUCCUGCUCCGCCUGAACAGCCAGCGGGAGCAGGGCCUGCUAUGUGAUGUGACCGUUGUAGUGGAAGAUCAGAGGUUCCGGGCUCACUGCUCCGUGCUGGCUGCUUCCAGUGACUAUUUCCUCUCGCGUGCCGUGCAGUUGUGUGGUGGGGAGCUUGUCAUCACCGUGCCCGAGGAGGUCACCGUGAAGGGUUUCGUGCCUCUGCUUCAGUUUGCAUAUACCUCUAAGCUCCUGGUCAACAAAGAUAACUUGGCGGAAAUCAGGAAGUGCGCAAAGCUACUGGAAGUCCAUGACGUUGAAGAAACCUGCUUCGAGUUCCUUAAGUUAAAAUUUCAGGACAGUAAAACUGAGCUUUCCGAAUGCCCCAGAAAAAAAUGCUGCAAGUCCUUCUGCCCAAAGGCCAACAUUCAGCGCCAGCAGGACAAAACGGAGAGGUUGGUGGCACACGAAGUGGAAGAACUUUGGAGAGGGGAGUUUUCCCAGAACCUUAAAUGCCAAACCGAGAUUGAAAACAUUUCACCCUCCCCUGAAAGCCCUAAGCAGCCAUGUGAAUCGUUUUGCUUUGGCAGAGACAAUGCCUUCAGCUUGUCCUCUCUGUGCCCCAAGUACAGGAAGUUCCAGAAGGCCUGUAAAAGCGGCCGGGUUCGAUCUGUGAGCACAUGUUCCAGCAAUCAAGAAGCGCAGAGUCCAUCACCAGCACCACCGAGUGAAGUGUUGGAGUUUAGCAGUCAGCCAAAGCCUCAGGAGGAGGACCUACAACUACCCAGGUCCGAGAUGGACAUUAAUGUGUUGCCUCCACCACCGGCCUCUGAUGUCGCUUAUCAAAACCUCAUUAAUAAUGGUGACAAAGUAGUUCCACCUUCGGUGUACCCUCCGUGUUAUCCUUUGGGACCACGAGACUUCAACUCUGUGCCUGUCCCAUAUACUUAUCAGCCAUACAGGGUUUUAAAUUACAUCGACAGCAGCAACUCCAGCACCGCAGUUCUGUCCGAGAGGGACAACAAUGAACAAGACAUCAGUCAGGCCUCUGAAUUCCCCAGCACGGAACUGGUUCCAGAACCUGAACUUUGUCCUGCUGAGGAACCCCCACUGGCCAGGGAACGUAGUAAUGAAGAGAGGGAGGUGGCAGAACAUCUCGCAAAGGGUUUCUGGCCUGAUAUUUACUCCGCUGACUUCCCGUGUCAACAAGAAUUAGAAAUGAUGGCUUCAAAGGAGCCAGGAGAAACGAACAGCGUAGAGAAAAGGACUGAAUGUCCAUGGUUGGGCAUUUCCAUCUCUAACGAGACCCCUGAACGGACUUUUACAACACUCAACCCAGUGACAUGCCCGUUUAUCGGCACCCUCUCUAGCGAUGUGCGUGCUAAAAGCCCAGAAGUAGGUAGCGAGGAUGGGACCCAGGGAAAGCCGCAGGAACAGUGCCCGUAUGCCUGUUCCAUCAACUUGGAGGAAGAAUCUGAAACUGACAGUGAGGAAGAUAGUGGUGGAUCCUGUUCUGCCAAAGAGCUAGAAUGCGAGAGGAAACUGCCAUUCAACACACAGAAAAUAAUUUCACUUUCACGAUACGACUUCCAGUCAUUGGUAAAAAUGCACAACCUCAGCCCCGAGCAGCUGGACUGUAUCCACGACAUACGGAGACGGAGCAAGAAUAGGGUUGCAGCCCAGCGGUGCCGGAAGAGGAAACUGGACUGCAUCCAAAACCUGGAAACAGAGAUCCGAAAGCUGCAAACGGAAAAGCAGCAUUUGCUGAAGGAAAGGGACCAGAUUUUAUCCACACUGGGAGAAACCAAACAGAACCUGUCUGGGCUCUGCCAGCAGGUGUGUCGGGAAGCUUCUCUAAGCCGUGAGCAGAUCCACAUCCUGGCAAAGUAUUCCAGCUCCGAGUGCCCGCUGUCCUGCCUUGUUCCGGAAAACGGCAAAAUGCUCCUUCAGUGUGAAGCCAUAUUGCAGGAAUUUGCGGGAGGACGUAACGCUGGCGAGGCCGCCCAUUGCCUGGCGGAAGAGGGCCACACUGGCUUGCAUAAUGUGCGUCCAGUUCCAGCUUUACCCUCUGAAACUGCGUUACCUGGGAAAGCUAGUACUCAAGUGGGCAUCGCGGAUUUCUGCCAACAAAUGACUGCUAAAUGCACUACUGAUGAACAAAAAUAGGAUUGUUCCUACAUGGAAGGAUUCGUUUAAAGGAAGCAAUAUUUUUUUUUUUUAUUAUCUUGGGUAUAAAAAGCGCAAUUUUUUUUUUUCUCUUCAAGAUUUAAAAAAAAUGAAGUAAACUAAAAAAAAAAGUAAUAUGUCAGAAGCAUAUUCUUCCAACCGUACUCAAAUCAUAGUAUAUCGCAACUUGCUGGGAAAUCUGUUGUCUGUUGUAAAAAAAUAAUAAUUAUGCCCUCCCGCAUAGCCCGUUUGUUUUAGACCUAUACAUUCUGUUGAGGUUUGUUUAUGUUUUUACUUUUUUUCAUUUGUUUGCAGGAUAGUUGGAGUAAUGGGAAAAUCUGGAACACAGCAGCUAGUUUUGACUGGCAACUUACAAGAUAUGCAGUCCUUGGGGUGUAUUCAAUUGUUUGAAAAGUCAGUUGGGUGUCUGUUUUUUCCUGUCUAAUAGGAAAAAAACAGACACCCAACCGACUUUUCAAAAAUUGAAUUCCACCCAUAAUGUGUGGAGAUUUUCAGACCUCAGGUUAUAUUUGCGAAAUGGCGGCCUUGACCUCAAAAUUUUAAAGCGGCACAAGUAUCAAGGACAUAUCUUGCCGUGUUUCGCACUUAAUAUUAGCGCCCAUUUAAAUUUUGAAGUCAAACUGCAAGUCGCCACAUGGUAGCUAUAACUCCAUGGCUUGAGGAUGUAACUGUGGUACAGUACAGGGUGAUCGAACUGGAAAUGCCAUAUGCCCGUUGUGGCUGGAUAAUCCAUGUUGUUCUAGCUAGACAGCCUCAUGGGGCAGUUGCUACUGCUGGUUUUAUCAUUUUAUUUUCCUAUCCGUGUUGCUAAGUGGGUUGGAAAGCUUACAUGUAUUCUAAAGAGGAUAAUAGCCCCAACCCUAUAAACUGGUGGUUCCUACCUGCCCCCCCAUAGUACCCUCUAAUUCUCCAGAAUAAUAGAGACUCCAGUAAUGCCACCGAGGAAACUUUUGUAAUUUGUCCAUCUCUGUCGGGCACUAAGCUGACUUCCAAGUUGCAGGAUCUUUAAAUGGCCAGUAUCCUGUAUUAAUUUCUUACAGUACAUCCUUGCUCUAACACUCAUGAAAUGCAAACUGCCUACUCUGUGUCUAGCCGGUCAGUUUGCCUACACACCAGUGAUUUUGCUCCUGCUACCAUCGUCCUCUCUUAAAUGAAACUACCCUGUCUGACUUACUGCAGCCGUGGUGCAGACCAAGGGUUGGGUUUUAAAUAUAUGUCUUUAAAAUCUCAUUUGGUAAAUCAUAUAGGUGAUAUUGCCCUUUGCAGCCAAUCAGAUACUGUCUAUCAUUUCUCUAUUGCCUUUUAGAAAAUGAUAGACAGCACCUGAUUGGUCAUUAUGGGUAACAUCAACAAUACUCCGUUUUAGAAGCUUUAGUAAAUUCACCCCUUAGGGGUAUAUUCACUUGAAGUCGAAAGCUGCUGUCUGUCGGAAAGACGGCAGUUUUUGACUUUUUUAGGUCGGAAGGGGUUCCGACCUAUUCAGUAUACCCCAAAAUUAUCCGACAAGUCGGGGAAUUCGACUUGUCGGAAAGCAUGUGGAUCGGCAGAAUAGCUGGCGAUCCACGUGCUUCUGUCAGAAACGGGGGCAAAAUCCGACAGGUUUUGGCCCCGUUUCCGAUCAUCUCAAUCCGACUUGAAAAAAAAAUGACGGAAAUGAGGGAUUGGAGAGGAGGUGA
Pseudophryne corroboree (corroboree frog) is the source of this 4090-nucleotide messenger RNA. It is a transcript of the gene BACH1, whose product is annotated as BTB domain and CNC homolog 1. The transcript is spliced from 5 exons. The record is from RefSeq and is a predicted model, not a curated record. NCBI's taxonomy places the organism in Eukaryota, Metazoa, Chordata, Amphibia, Anura, Myobatrachidae. Gene Ontology annotation, molecular function: protein binding; DNA-binding transcription factor activity, RNA polymerase II-specific; RNA polymerase II cis-regulatory region sequence-specific DNA binding. Gene Ontology annotation, biological process: regulation of transcription by RNA polymerase II. The coding region runs from base 186 to 2393 and encodes 735 amino acids.